This is a messenger RNA of Syzygium oleosum, 1780 nucleotides long. RefSeq names its product heavy metal-associated isoprenylated plant protein 4. NCBI's taxonomy places the organism in Eukaryota, Viridiplantae, Streptophyta, Magnoliopsida, Myrtales, Myrtaceae. Gene Ontology annotation, molecular function: metal ion binding. The coding region runs from base 811 to 1650 and encodes 279 amino acids. The record is from RefSeq and is a predicted model, not a curated record. The transcript has 5 exons.
UUCUCUAUGACGGGAGCGGGUAUUAGGUGCAUUGGAUGCGUGUACAUAGGACGCACCGAAGCCUUCGUGCGAUUAUACUCGGGUCUCUAUAGUUGAAAAUUAGAUACUACGCAAGUCGAAACGUAGUUUCUCCAUAUGUAGAGGUAUUCGGUGUAUUAAAAGCAGGCUACAUGUGCUCAUUAAAUAACUCUGAGCACCUGAUUGUUUACCUUGUAAAGCUAAUCAUAAGCAAUACAUGCGAUGCGAUUUGUUUCGCAACCAGGAUUGACAUUCAGCAAUUAUAAGCGUGCUUAUCGUUUUGUCGUUUCGAUUGGAAUCUCUCUACCUUAAUUUGUGUCGUGGUUUUCGAACGAAUGAGUUCUUGUUCCCCCUCCAAUAAACUCUCCGUUCAUGUAUGCCUGAAAUGUUACGGGACUAUGUUGCUUCAAACAAAUCAUGACAAGUAGUCGUGAGCAAUGCCGGUUUUCCAUCACCAGCAGACAAAUUGCACAUCUGUUUCCAUUUUCUUCAUUGGCAUUUCAUCAUGCGCAGGUGCAACAAAAAGGAGGGAAAUAGGUGAGAAAACGAGUUCUAGUCCUCCACGCCAAAGAAAAUUCUCCCAUUUCAUCUCCAGCAAGUUUCAAGCAGCUGUUGAACUACCCUCAGCAAAUCUCACCAGCAUGAUCUCUCGAUCCCUUCACGAUUAAUUGGCAGAAGCCUCAUUUGCACAACCCUUUUUCUUCAGCAUAAAAGCUCUAGACAAAUUAUCGUUUGCUAUCUCCUUUUCCCUUUUCUCUGUUUCCCGUUUUCGAAAGAUCUUUGCAAAAAUAAAUGGCGGGGAAAGAGGAGAAGAAAGUUGACGUGAUCACCGCCAUAUACAAAGUUAACCUACAUUGCCCAGAAUGCGCGGCUGAGAUCAGGAGGCCUCUUCUCAGAACACAAGGUGUUCACCAAGUGGAAGUGAACAUGGAGAGCAACGAAGUGAAGGUGAAAGGGGCAAUCGACCCGCUGGGAAUCCAUAAGAAAAUAGAGAGACUCAGCAAGAGGAAGGUGGAGUUGAUAUCGCCCAAGAUCAAGAUCAAGGAAGUCGAAACCGAGAAGAAAGUCGUCAAGGAACGCCCCAAAGAACUACCCGUGCGAACACACAAUUUGAAGGUCUACAUGCACUGCGACCAAUGCGAACGCGACCUGCGGACUAAGCUUAUAAGACAUCAAGGUAUCUACAGUGUCAAGACCGACAUAAAGGCUCAAACCCUAACAGUCCAAGGAACGAUCGAGCCCGAGAAGCUCCUGUCAUACGUGCGGAGGACCGUGAACAAACGGGCGGAGAUCAUACCUCCGAAACCAGAGAAGAAGGUCGAGAAGAAAGAAGAGGAGAAGAAGGUGGAGAAGAAAGAGGAGGAGAAGAAGGUGACGGUGGAGAAAGAGGAGAAGAAGGUGACGGUGGAGAAAGAGGAGAAGAAGGUGGAGAAGAAAGAGGAGAAGAAGGUGACGGUGGAGAAAGAGAAGGAGAAGAUUGUAGAGACAAAGGGCAAAGAGAUUGUGGAGUUCACAGGAGAGAGAAAGAUCGUGGAGGUCAAGACCAAGGAGGGAAAUCCAUACUUCGUUCACUACGUCUAUGCUCCACAAAUGUUCAGUGAUGAAAACCCAAAUUCCUGCUCUGUCAUGUAAUCUUUUGGUAACACUAGUAAUGAGUCAGCAAGAGUGAAGCUUUAGUAGCUACAGACCUGAGUUUGUCGCUGUACCUAUAGAGACGGGUCAUACGAGAAUAGUAUAUGAUAUGAGAAUCAUAGCUUUACCA